Molecule: messenger RNA, 2141 nt
Organism: Tripterygium wilfordii
Lineage: Eukaryota; Viridiplantae; Streptophyta; Magnoliopsida; Celastrales; Celastraceae
Product: inorganic phosphate transporter 2-1, chloroplastic
Exons: 3
Coding region: 205-1920 (571 amino acids)
Biological process (GO): phosphate ion transmembrane transport
Cellular component (GO): membrane
Molecular function (GO): phosphate transmembrane transporter activity
Source: RefSeq, a predicted model, not a curated record
ACGCACCACUCGUUUGAAUCAAGUUCCAACCAAAGCAAAAAGCCAAAAAUACCUGCACACCUCCCUUUCCCACCAACAAAUGCACACUCCUCCAUUCCUCUUCCUCUACGACCACCACCUGGUUCACCAUAUUCCAUGGCUAAGAUUCCCACUGCCGAAUAAUUCUGUUCCAUAUUCUCUCUUCUCUGUUUUUCCCACUAAAACAUGAUUACUUCUUAUUGCCUUUCUUCCCCAAGAAACACCGCUCCCGCAGAAGCAUUUUUUGUCCGGAACUCUCACUUGCAUUUCCACAAACACCGCUCUUUCAAUGGAGAUAAUGUGCUCUUCAAGCCAAACCCAUCACCACCCAAGUCUUUUCUUCCUGCCUUGAGAGGCAAUAACUCUAGAUUAACUCACACUUUCGCCAGUAUAUCGUCUUUUGCUGAAGCGGAUGGGGAAAAUCAGGAAAAGAAAGAGACUAAGAUCGAAAAGUCUCACAAACCUGGAAUGGCUCAAGCCUUCAAUAUAUCUUCCAGAACGGCCUCUGCGAUCUCAAUUUGCAUAGCAUUGGCGGCUCUCAGUUUUCCUUUAUUGAUGAAGUCUUUGGGGCAGGGCUUGGCGUUGAAGACCAAAAUCUUGUCUUACGUGACGCUAUUAUUUGGGUUUUACAUGGCUUGGAAUAUUGGGGCUAAUGAUGUGGCCAAUGCCAUGGGAACUUCUGUUGGGUCUGGAGCUUUGACGCUCCGGCAGGCUGUGUUGACUGCGGCGAUUCUGGAAUUCUCUGGGGCGCUUUUGAUGGGCACCCACGUGACCAGCACAAUGCAAAAGGGAAUUCUUGUGGCUAAUGUGUUUCAAGGGAGGGAUACUCUGCUUUUUGCUGGUUUGUUGUCUUCUUUGGCUGCUGCUGGCACUUGGUUGCAGGUUGCAUCAUAUUUUGGUUGGCCUGUCUCCACAACUCACUGUAUAGUAGGAUCUAUGGUUGGAUUUGGUCUCGUCUACGGAGGAGCUGGUGCCGUCUUUUGGGGUUCACUAGCAAGGGUGACUUCAUCAUGGGUGAUCUCUCCGGUAAUGGGAGCGUUGAUGUCGUUUCUAGUUUACAAAUGCAUACGUAGGUUUGUAUACAGUGCUCCAAAUCCAGGACAAGCUGCCGCUGCAGCUGCACCAAUUGCUGUCUUUGUGGGUGUAACUGGAAUCUCUUUUGCUGCUUUUCCUCUAAGCAAGACCUUUCCCUUGGCUCUAACCCAGGCUUUGGCCUGUGGUGCUGUUGGUGCCUUCUUAGUUGACAGAAUUAUAAGAAAACAGCUUGGUCAUCUCCUUGUCAAAUCCACUUCUAUGCAACCAGAGAAGAAUGAGAACGUCGUUCAAAAUAAAAAUAUCGGGUUUCUAUCCGACAUAGAAGGCCCUAAAGGUACCCAAUUGGAGAUAGUUUAUGGGGUCUUUGGCUAUUUGCAGAUCCUCUCAGCCUGUUUCAUGUCAUUCGCCCAUGGCGGAAAUGAUGUCUCAAAUGCUAUAGGUCCGUUAGCCGCUGCAUUGUCUAUUCUCCAUGGCGGUGCCGCUACUGGAGCUGCAAUCAUUAUCCCCACCGAUGUUCUUGCAUGGGGAGGAUUUGGAAUAGUAGCAGGGCUUACAAUGUGGGGUUAUAGAGUGAUAGCGACGAUCGGGAAGAAGAUAACAGAGCUCACACCAACUAGAGGAUUUGCAGCGGAAUUCGCUGCAGCUUCUGUUGUUCUGUUUGCAUCAAAGCUGGGACUCCCCAUAUCAGCUACCCAUACAUUGGUGGGUGCAGUGAUGGGAGUAGGGUUUGCAAGGGGAUUAAACAGUGUCAGAGCAGAAACCGUGAAAGAGAUUGUGGCUUCUUGGGUUGUGACAAUCCCAGUAGGAGCCACAUUUGCAGUUCUCUACACAUGGAUCUUGACCAAGCUUUUGUCUAAUAUUUUGUGAGUCUACAAUCUAAAUGAUUAGGUUAUGUAAUUAUGCAUGUCGAUAUCACUCUUAAACAUUUCUCCCUAAUAAGUGUGUGGAAUGUUUAUCUUUUUGAAGUGGAAGUAUAUAUAAGCACUGGAAGAAACGAUUGGUUUCUAUUCUUCAGUGUUGAAGAGGCCUUGUUCUUUCCAAAAUUUCGGACCAUGCAAUAUAUUCACUUGGAAUGCUGUUGAACAUUC